ACUUACAACAUAAAUCAGGACAUCGUUUAUAUCAGACCGAAUACAGACAAAGUACAGACACAAGUGCACCAACAUAUUUGCAGGGCACUGAAGCAACAAGAAGCAUAAGACUGAAUGAUGCAGUUCUCCAUACGAAAAUUAUUAUGAAAGGUCUUAGAAAGAUGAAGGAACUUAGAUUUCUUUUUGUAAAUCCUAGAUAUAAAACAUGGGAACAUCAUGGAGUUCACCAAUACUUGCCAGAUACUUUACAAUCUCUAAAUUGGCGCGGAUACCCUUAUAUCUAUUUACCUAAAUCUUUUCAAGCAAAUAAGCUCGUAAACCUUGAAAUGGUUGGGGGCAAAAUCUCUGAACUCUGGGAAGGGAGCGAAAGAAAGGUAGAAUAAUUAUUGAUAGUUGGUUUUGCAUAACUCGUUACAGUGUUAUAAUUUGUCAUUACACUUAUAUUUGUUUCCUUUUAUGAUAGGUUCUUAAUAAGCUCAGAUUCCUUGACCUCACAUGUUCAAAGUUGAGUACCUUAGACCUUAGCAUGACUCCACAUCUUGAGAAGUUAAAUCUUCUAGGUUGCUAUAAAUUUUCGGAACUUCAAAUGUCUGUUGCAUGUCCAAAGCUUAAAUUCGUCAACCUCUAUGGCUCUAUGGUAAGAAACUUCAACCUCGGCCUGACUCCAAAUCUCGAGACCUUAGGUCUUCUAGGAUGUAAAGAAUUUGUUAAGCUCCACGUGCCCGUUAAAUGCCCAAACCUCAAAUUCCUCCAUCUUGCUUAUUCAAAGAUGAGUAACCUUAACCUUGGGAUGAUUCCACAUCUGGAGGAGUUACAAUUCUCAGGCGCUGGUGGAUUUGUAGAACUCCUCAUGCCCGUUGAAUGUCCCAACCUCAAAUCCCUUAAUCUUAAUGGUUCUAUGGUGAGUAACCUUAACCUUGGAAUGACUCCACAUCUCGAGAUGUUAGAUCUUUCUAACUGGACGGAAUUUGUAGAACUCGAAUUACCUGUUGAAUGUAAGAACCUCAAAUCCCUCAAUCUUAGUGGUUCUAAGGUGAGUAAACUUAACCUUGGGAUGACUCCACAUCUUGAGGAGUUACAUCUUGUCGGAUGUAAUGAAUUUGUAGAAUUCAACUUGCCCUUUGAAUGUCGAAACCUCAAAUCCCUCAAUCUUAGUGGUUCUAAGGUGAGUAACCUUAACCUUGGGAUGACUCCACAUCUCGAGACAUUAGAUCUUUCUAAAUGUAAUGAAUUUGUAGAACUCUACUUGCCCGUUGAAUGUCCAAACCUCAAAUCCCUCAAUCUAAGUGGUUCAAAGGUGGGUAACCUUAAUCUUCGGAUGACUCCACAUCUUCAGACAUUAGAUCUUUCCAAAUGUAACGAAUUUGUAGAACUCCACUUGCCCGUUGAAUGUUUGAGCCUCAAAUUUCUCUACCUAUGUGGUUCUAAGGUGAGUAAACUUAACCUUGGUAUGACUCCACAUCUCGAGGAGUUACGUCUCGAAGGAUGCAAUGAAUUUGUAGAACUCCAUUUGCCUGUUGAAUGUUCGAACUUCAAAUUUCUUGAUCUUAGGGAUACUAAGGUGGGUAACCUUAACUUGGGGAUGACUCCACAUCUUGAGACGUUAAAUCUUCAAGGAUGUUAUUGUCUUCAAAAAAUUCACGCUCCAGUGGGAUGUCUAAAAAAGCUUGUUUACUUAAACUUAACUGGAAGUUUAAGGUUUAAACAUUUUUUGAUUGACAAACGCUAUUUAUAUCCUCAUUUUUCAAUGGCUAAGUUAGAACUAACUGUGGAGUCUGUAGAUAUAUGCCCACUUCAUCCCAACAAUAAUUUGCCAAAGUUUCAGUUUCAAUGUAAAUAUGCUGAACCUGUAUCCUCAUGGAGUGGAAAUGUUGAGAAGCUUAUUUCUUUUGGUCUAUGUGCUUGCACAAACCUUGAAUCUUUUUCAUCAAGCAUUUCUGGCUUACAAGAUUUAAGAGAGCUUACACUUAAUGGCAGUAUUUCAGAAGUGGUGCCCAAAGAUCUUUGGCAGAUUGAAAGUCUGGAGAAGCUAAUUUUAUGUUUGAAAGAGAUUAAGCAUCUUCCAAAUAGCAUUUGUAUGAUGAAACAUCUGAAAUCUCUUGAACUUAAAUCUUGUUGGCUUCUGGAGCAGUUAACCAUGGAUUUUGACAGAUUACAGUGUUUAGAGGAGUUACGCCUCACGGAUUGUAUACAAUUAAGAGAUAUUCCGAACAGCGUCCGAAACAUGAAAUGCUUAAGACAUUUACAUAUCUCCUAUUGUAGUCAAGUUAAGGAACUGCCAAAGGAAAACCUUGAGCCUCUUUUAUCAAGCAUUUGUGGUUUACAACAUUUUAGAGAGCUUACACUUGAAGGCGGUAUUCCAGAGGUGCCCAAGGAUUUGUACAGGUUAGAAAGUCUAGAGAAGCUGUCUUUGCGGAUGGAAGAGCUUAAGCAUCUUCCAGAUAGCAUUUGUAUGAUGAAAUAUCUGAAAUCUCUUGAUCUUAGUUAUUGUAGAUCCUUGCAAGAUAUUCCAGACAACAUCUGUAACCUGAAAUGUUUAGAAAAUUUAGAUCUCAGACAAUGUAUUCGAGUUGAGAAUUUGCCAGAGGAAUUUGGACGUUUGGAAAGUUUGAAAAAGAUAUAUAUAAAUGGUACGGGCAUUCGUAGUCUUCCACAGAGCAUUUAUCAAUUGAAAGGUCUGCGUAUUAAUGGGUCUAGGGAGGAGCUUAAGUCAUGUGGUUUUGAAUCAUUGAAGGAAGUGAUCCCGGGAUUCAAUCUCCGGUGGUACGUAGAGUUGUGAAUCCUAAGGGAUUAGUAUUCAAAGUCCAGCAUAAUCAUAAAUCAAUGAUGUUCAGGACAUCAAGUGCCGCAUUUUCGUUUUCCCCAAGUUGAUAAAGAGUUUUGGUGAUUUCAAGGAAAACCAUUGGGUUUGUUGGGCGUGGAGAAAGAAUGGAAGCUCUUGAACUGUUUUAUACAAAUUGAAAGGCUGGACGUGAUUUAGGCAUGGGAGGCGUUGUUCAAGAAGUUAUAAGUUUCAUUUGCUCUACGUGAAAGGCUGGACAUGAUUUAGGCAUGGGAAGCUCUUGAACUGUUUUAUACAAAUUGAAAGGCUGGACUUUGAUGUAAUUACCAAAACUCAUCUAGGUACUUGUACGUUGUUUUACUACUAUUUGAUGAUGUUAUUA
Messenger RNA from Helianthus annuus (common sunflower), 3164 nucleotides. RefSeq names its product disease resistance protein RPV1. NCBI's taxonomy places the organism in Eukaryota, Viridiplantae, Streptophyta, Magnoliopsida, Asterales, Asteraceae. The transcript has 2 exons. The record is from RefSeq and is a predicted model, not a curated record. The coding region runs from base 527 to 2779 and encodes 750 amino acids.